Molecule: messenger RNA, 558 nt
Organism: Trypanosoma cruzi
Lineage: Eukaryota; Euglenozoa; Kinetoplastea; Trypanosomatida; Trypanosomatidae
Exons: 1
Coding region: 1-558 (185 amino acids)
Source: RefSeq, a predicted model, not a curated record
AUGUUUGUCGGUCGUUGGGUUUAUAAUAAGGGGCAAACUGUUGGUUGCCUUAGUCAUUUAGCGCCGCGACAGAAGCGUGACGACAACGAGGCUGACGCUGUAGCAAAUACUUUGUAUGGCUGCGUACUCUUCCUCAAGGACGAUGUCGUAAACUGUUUUGGUGGUGGAGGUGGUGAAAUUGUUUCUGUGGCUACUGAGGGAGAUCUUAUGAAUACCGUUUUGCAGUGGGCGCGUGGAGGGCGGGGUCUCUGUGGCGAAGUUCCAGAAGUUCCUGCACCUAGGGCCUCUUUGCCCUUUUAUUCUACGUCCUCUGGUCCGUGGUUCGUAAUAGAACGGUGCGUGGGGGAUCCGUGUAGCUUUGGUGUCAUUGCGGGAUUUGUUUGUCGCCGCGUCCACAACGGAGAUGAUGUUGAUGGUGUUGGCGGUUGUAACCCAGAUCAGGAGAGUUGUGGGAAUGGUUUUUUAUGGGAGUGGGGGGAGCUGAUCAACUGCACCACCAUCUCACAGCUUUCGCUCUAUUUGGACUCACUGCCACUCAAGAGCGUGAAGGAGACAUAG